Bursaphelenchus xylophilus (pine wood nematode) is the source of this 1840-nucleotide messenger RNA. The record is from the annotation of a GenBank genome assembly. NCBI's taxonomy places the organism in Eukaryota, Metazoa, Nematoda, Chromadorea, Rhabditida, Aphelenchoididae.
AUGACUCGUCUUCUCUCUGCUCUGAUUCUUGGCAUACUGCUGCAUGGGGCAACGCCGAAGAAGUACGGUGUUCCGCUGGAAAGAAGGCACAAUCCGCUGGUGAAUGAUGGUAACCAUAUGCAAUCGGGCUUCUACUUUUUUAUGCUUUACUGUUUCAGUCUCCGACAUUCAUAAAUACAUCCUAAGCAGAUACGGUAACAAUCCGAACACUCAGCCCUUCUUCACCUUCGGAAGCUUGAGCUACACCUGUAAGCAAUAAUUAUUCAAGGUUACGUUGAACUCUAGCUAACAUAACGAUUGGCACCCCGCCUCAAGAAUUCCGUGUUUUAUUGGAUACCGGCUCCUCCGACACUUGGGUCCCGGCCCAGGACUGUACAGUAGUUGGAGGGCCAGUUUGUGAAAAAACGUUUUUCGACCCCAACGCGUCCAGCACCUUUCAGAACAUAGGCUCAUAUUUCAAGAUACAAUAUGGAAAAGGUUUUAUCAAUGGCACCACUGCAAUCGACACUGUCGGCCUGGGCAGCGCGUCGGAUGAUAAGCUCGUCGUUCCUGGACAAACUAUUGGGCUUGCGCACCAGAUCGACCAAACGUUGGGAUCUCAGAGUGUUGAUGGAAUCGUUGGCCUCGCGUUCAGAUCAAUCUCUGAAGAAGGCGGGCAACCGGUUUUCCUGAAUGCCGUGGAUCAAGGGCUAGUGGACGAGCCGGUUUUCACAGUCUGGCUGACCAGAGAUACGACCGAAAAAAAUGUGAGUGAGACUUACAUGGCUAUCCAGAGUCGUGAAUCUACAGAGAGGGACCUGAUCCAUAGGCAAAAAAACGUAUAAUUUUGCAUCCGGGAGGUAUCAAAAAUGUGGCAAAAUACUCCCACUACAAUAAUUUCAAAAGCGCGCCCGCUCUUUUCGUGAGGGAAAAGCGCGCGCCCUUCAAAACGAAGUUUUUCCAUUUGGAGAGGGAGGUAUUUUGCCACAUUUUUUGAAGCUUCCUGGGUGCAAAAUACUUAUUUUGUCACUGGAUCAGGUCCACCACUAUAAGAUUACAAUACUGAUCUAGUGGCAAAAAAUGUGCCAUUUUGUAUCCGGGAAGGAUCAAAAAUGUGGCAAAAUACUUCCCUCUCCAAGUGAAAAAACUUCGUUUUGGGCCCUCUUCUUCACAGAAAGAGCGGGCGCGCUUUUGAAAUUGUAGUUUUUUCACUCGGAGAGGGAGGUAUUUUGCGGCAUUUUUGAUACUUCCCGGAUCCAAAAUGGUACGUUUUUUGCCAAUGGACCAGGUCCGCCACUGUAUAUAUGCUAUUAAUUUUGCACAUUGCAUGUCUAUAAAAUCUCUGCUCCUAUCAAACAUACUUUUCCAGGAAGGCGUAGACGGGCUCAUCACCUACGGCGGCCACGACGACGAGCAUUGCAGCACCGACAUUCAUUGGAUUCCAUUGGCACACAAGAGCUGGUGGAUCUUCGAGGGACAAGGGUUUUCGGUGAACGGCCAGGAAACCCAGUUCACCUACAAGGCCAUCACUGACACUGGAUCUGGGUUUAUUUAUGGCACUGCAGAUAUCAUCGCUCCAAUUGCCAACGCUUUAAAUGCGGUAUACGACGAGCAGAGUGGAGAAUACCUGCUUCCAUGCAAUUCCAACUUUACCGUCGGAUUCUCCAUAAACGGCAAGGAGUACGAUGUGGAGGCGAAGAAUAUGUUGGUGCCGCUCUCCGGAGAAACUUGCGCCCUGACUGUGCUUCCCUCUGAGGUCGGGGAAGUUCAACUCAUCCUUGGAGAUCCAUUCAUCCGCCAGUACUGCCAGGUCUACGACGUCCAAGAAGGCCGGGUCGGAUUCGCUUUGGCCAAGGAAUAA